AUGGUUUUAGGUGGAAUUCUAUCGAGGCUGUUCUCACAAGAUGUCAGUCCAAAUGUCGUUAAAGAAACAAAAGAAGUUAUAAACACCUGCAAUAAAUUAAUAGAGGAUAGAGUAUCCCGAAACUUCGCAAUAGUUCAUCUACUUGGUAAACAGUGGCGUGUGACCGACGGCGAUCUACUUGUCGUCGAAGGCCACUGGCCACCCAAUAUAGGGGAUCAAAUAAGAUUAGACAAAGUUCUUCUAGCAGCUACGAAAGAUUUCUCACUAAUUGGCCGUCCCCUCGUUCAACCCGGCCUGGUCAAUGUGACAGCUACAGUCAUAUCAAAGGGGCUCUCACACACAAAAACACAUUUCAAGAAGAAGAGGAGGAAGCAGUAUAUGAAGAUCCACUUCCAAAGAUUACCUCAAACAAUGUUAAGAAUAAAUAACGUAGAAAUUACUAACAGAAUCAAUGAAGCACCCAAAAAUGUGUACUAG
This is a messenger RNA of Danaus chrysippus (African queen), 477 nucleotides long. Lineage: Eukaryota; Metazoa; Arthropoda; Insecta; Lepidoptera; Nymphalidae. The record is from the annotation of a GenBank genome assembly.